AUGAAUGAGCUCUGCAGGAAUUUUUUAUGGGGAAACUCUGAUCUGAAAUUUAAACCACCUCUUGUGAGCUGGGAUAAAGUCUGUACUGGUAAGAAAAAUGGAGGCCUUGGUAUUUUUUCCGCUUCUUUGUGGAAUACUGCUGCUGCAUUGAGAACAAUCUGGUAUAUUCAUACAAAUAAGGAAUCUUUGUGGAUAAAGUGGAUUCAUGGAAACUAUAUCAAAAACAGAGACAUUUGGUCUGUAAAUGUGAAGACUGGAGAUUCAUGGGUUUGGAAACAAGUGCUUAAAGUCAGAAACAAGGCUAUGAUUACUUGGGGGGGAGUUGAUAAUUUGAAGAAGAUUAUUAGCUCCUGCUACUAUAACUCAAAAGUUCAUCUAUCUGACCUUUAUUCUGUCCUAUCCCCAGCUACAGCAGAAAUUAGUUGGUUUAUGACAGUCUGGGAGAAAUUUAGACAUCCAAAACACUCUUUUAUUACAUGGCUUGCUGUUCAAGGAAAGCUCUUAACACAGGACAGAUUAAUCAAUAGGGGGAUCAUUCAAGUAAAUAAAUGUUAUUUGUGUGAAGGUGCUAAUAUGGAGAGCCACAGCCACCUGUUUUUUGAUUGCAGGUUCUCAAAUAGGAUAUGGAAUGCCAUCAUGGACUGGCUGAAUUUUAAAUGGAGAGCAUCUGAAUGGAGUGUUUUGCUGGAUUGGUAUAAUUCCAGGCUGAAAGGAAAGAGUAUCACUCAAAGAAUCAAAAGAAUGGCUCUCUCCACUGCUGUAUACACCAUUUGGAGGGAAAGAAAUGACAGAUUUUUCAAAGGACAGUCCAAGAGCAGUGAUAUGUUGAUUAAAAGCAUUAAAGUGGAUAUCUUAACUAUCCUUCUUAACUCCCAAAUCCCAGCUGAAGAAAAAGUUUGGCUCUCCUCACUAUAG
Messenger RNA from Asparagus officinalis (garden asparagus), 915 nucleotides. RefSeq lists its product as uncharacterized. The transcript has a single exon. Lineage: Eukaryota; Viridiplantae; Streptophyta; Magnoliopsida; Asparagales; Asparagaceae. The coding region runs from base 1 to 915 and encodes 304 amino acids. The record is from RefSeq and is a predicted model, not a curated record.